This is a messenger RNA of Knipowitschia caucasica, 1332 nucleotides long. The record is from the annotation of a GenBank genome assembly. NCBI's taxonomy places the organism in Eukaryota, Metazoa, Chordata, Actinopteri, Gobiiformes, Gobiidae.
AUGCUCAAACAGAGCAGCAGAAGUGCGCUCUGUACCAAUGUAGGCCGCCAGGCGGCACCAGAGUUACAUCAACACAACUACACAAUCGCUAUGUGGGAAAAACGCCAUCUAUUCUGGCAGAAACACAGGCAUAAAGGACGCUGGUUGUGCCAUUUGGAGAAGGUCAAAUUAGCAGCUGUUGAUGUCAAGAUGCUGCUCUCUCUGGGGAUGCUCAUGUUGUCUGCCACACAGAUCUAUACCAUCUUCACAGUUCAACUAUUUGCUUUCCUCAACCUGCUGCCUGUGGAGGCUGAUAUCGCAGCUUAUUCCUUUGAUAACAAAACAGAGACCUUAGAAGAUCUGCCUGCACGGUUUGGGUAUCGGCUUCCGAGUGAUGGGCUGAAAGGCUUCUUGAUUGGGGCUCGUCCAGAGAAUGCCUGUGAACCCAUCGAGCCGGCUCCCAGAGACAACCUGACCGGAGCCUUCAUCGUCCUCAUCAAGCGUUUCGACUGUAACUUUGAUGUAAAGGUCUUGAAUGCGCAGAAAGCAGGAUAUAAAGCAGCCAUUGUUCACAAUGUAGACUCGGACGACCUGAUCAGCAUGGGAUCCAAUGAUUUGGAUAUCAUGAAGCAGAUAGACAUCCCAUCUGUUUUUGUGAGUGAAGAAGCGGCCAACUCUCUCAAAGAAGACUACACAUUUGAAAAGGGUGGGCACGUGGUCCUCCUGCCAGACUUCAGCCUGCCCCUGGAGUAUUACCUAAUUCCUUUCCUGAUCAUUGUGGGGAUCUGUCUCAUCCUCAUCGUUGUCUUCAUGAUUACAAAGUUUGUCCAGGAUCGGCGGAGAGCUCGCAGAAGUCGUCUGCGCAAGGAUCAACUAAAGAAACUUCCCAUUCACAAAUUCAAAAAAGGGGACAGCUAUGAUGUUUGUGCCAUCUGUCUGGAUGAGUAUGAAGAGGGAGACAAGCUCAGAGUGCUACCCUGCUCCCAUGCCUACCACAGUAAAUGUGUGGACCCCUGGCUGACCAAAACAAAGAAAACCUGCCCUGUAUGCAAGCAGAAGGUGGUCCCAUCGCAGGACGACUCCGAUUCUGAUUCGGAGGAGGGGGACAGUGGCCCAGAUGAGAACGAGGAUGUGUCUGAGAGCACCCCCCUGCUGCGCUCACUGGCCUCCACCAGCGCACACUCCUUUGGUACCAUAUCAGCCACAUCACGUUCUGAGCAGGACCAGGAGUCUUCAGAGUAUGAGGAUGAAGAGCUGGAUAGUAGUGACAGCGAGCAGGAGGUGACCGUGGAGACUGUGGUGGUGCAGAUGCAGCAGGCCUGUGCUGACAACCACGACAUGCCCAGAGCCUGA